AAGCCAUUUUAACUCCACCCAACAAUUAAGCAUACACAGUUGUGUCUUUUUGCAUUCUUCAUCUCUAUCAUGGCAGCUGAUGCAAUUGUUUCGGCUGUGCUGGAAAAAUUGACUUCAAUUGCUCUAGAUGAAAUAGAAAAAGAGGUUAGACUGGUUAUCAAUGUUCGUAGAGAGGUGGACAAACUUAGAAGCAAUUUUCGAGCCAUCAAAGCUAUUCUGGAGGAUGCAGAGCGGCAGCAAUUGGAAAAGGGGAAGGUCAACGUUCGAGAUUGGUUGGACAAGCUCAAGGGCGUCUCUUAUGACAUUGAUAAUGCAUUGGAUGAGUGGAGGACUGCAAUUCUCAAGUCAGAACUUGAACCGGAGCCGAAGGUAUGUUCCUUCGUCCCCUCUCCUUCCUAUUGCUUUAAUAGAGGGAAAUUGCUUCUCAAAACUGCACACAAGAUACAAGCGUUGAAUGAGAGGUUGGAUGUUAUUGCAAAUGAGAGAGAAAGGUAUGGGUUUAAGGUAUUAAAUAGUGAAAAACCAAAACGUGAUGAAACCACUUCUUUCAUAGAUGUAGCAGAGGUGAUGGGUAGGGUUGAGGAUAAGGAGAGGAUAGUAAAUAUGUUGCUAAAUAAGGGUAGAAAUGAAGAAAUAGGAUCAAAACUUCAGAUGAUCUCCUUGGUAGGCAUUGGGGGGAUUGGGAAGACUACCCUUGCUAGACUAGCCUUUAAUAAUGAGGAAGUAAAGUCUCAUUUUGAUGCAAAAAUAUGGUUGUGUGUUUCUGAUACUUUCAAUGAGAUGAAGAUUGCCAAAGAUAUUCUUAAAUUUGUGAUUGGUAAUGCUGAUAAGGAUGUCAUUGAGUUUGUUGUUGAAAAAAUGGAUAAAUUGAGGGGUGCUAUUACAGAAAAGGAGAAAUUAAGGGAUGCUAUUGAAAGGUUAGACAAACUGGAGGAUGUAUUGCAAUACCUUAAAACCUCAAUCGAGGGUAAGAAAUUCCUACUUGUCCUAGAUGAUGUGUGGACCGAAGAGUAUGGAAAGUGGGAUCAACUGAAACAUUUGUUGUUGAGUAAUGGUUCCCAAGGAAGCAAGAUCUUAGUGACCACGCGUAAGGAGGGAGUAGCAAGAGUCAUGGGUUGCGAAUUGUUCGAAGUAGGACAGUUAUCUGAAGAAGAAGGUUGGUCAUUGUUUAGUGAAAUUGCCUUUUUUGGGAGGUCUAGUGAUGAUCGUAGAAAUUUGGAAGAAAUUGGUAGGAAAAUUGCAAACAAGUGCAAAGGCUUGCCAUUAGCUUUGAAGACAUUAGGUGGCCUUCUGCGCUUGAAAAAAGACAUAAUAGGAUGGCAAACUGUGUUAGAAAGUGAAGUGUGGAAACUUAGAGAGGCUGAGGAAGGUCUUUUCCACCCCUUAAUGUUUAGUUAUUUUGAUUUACCACCACACUUGAAGCAGUGUUUCUCAUAUUGUGCAAUCUUUCCAAAAGACUAUGUGAUAGAGAAAAAAAUGUUAAUCGAGUUAUGGAUGGCACAAGGUUUUCUCAAGGGGACUCAAGAUAUGGAGAUGGUAGGGGAAAACAACUUUAAUGACCUGUCAAUGCGCUUCUUAUUUCAAGAUUUUGAAAUGGAUAAAAAUGGUAGCAUUAUCAAGUGCAAAAUGCAUGACAUGGUGCAUGAUUUUGCUAUGUUUCUGACUAGAGGUGAAUGUUUGACAAUGGGAAGUAGUAGCAGCAUUCAAUGUUCCAAUGGCAAAACUCGUCAUUUGUUUUUGAUGAUGCAAACAGAAGAGACUACUGCAAUUCAGACUUGCACUGAAAACUUGCACACUUUGCUUAUUGAGUCAAAUGGAAGAAAUCCUAUUUCUCAUAUUGAAUUAUUGAAAUUGUUUGAUAAGCUUAAAUGUCUCAGGAUAUUGAAAUGUUCAGAUUCUAGAAUUAAAAAGUGUCCAAAACAAAUAGGCAAAUUGAUACAUUUGAGGCAUCUUGACUUGUCAAAAAAUGAGAAGUUAAAGGAAUUGCCUGAGGCAGUGUGUGACUUGCAUAAUUUGCUUAUACUAGACAUUAGUGGAUGUUACAGACUUAAAAGACUUCCUCAUAGAAUGGGAAAUCUUAUCAACUUGUUGCAUCUUCGGAAUGAGAGGACAGCUCUGGAAUUCAUGCCUAAAGGUUUGGAGAAAUUGACUAGUUUGAAAACAUUGAAUGUGUUUGUGGUAACUCAUAAAGGAGCUGCACUUAGUGAUUUGGGGAACUUGAAUCAUCUUUGUGGGACUCUUAUUAUAGGAGGAUUGGGAAGUGUCAGAGAUCAGAGGGAAGUAGAAAAAGCGCAACUACAGAAUAAGAAGGGGAUCACUAAUUUGACUCUAAUAUCUGAUCCCAAUGUUUUUCCGAUGAGCCAAGCUAAUAAACCACUAAGUAUUGUUUUUGAAGCCUUAAAGCCGCCUUCAGGUUUGGAAACAUUGGAAUUUCCCUUGGGGAAAUUGCCUUCUCUAAAAUCACUCAGGGUGGAUGGUAUGCGGAAAGUAAAAAAGGUGGGAGUUGAAUUUUUGGGGAUAGAAAUGUCUUUGUCUCCAUCUUCAUCAUCCGUUGUUGCCUUCCCCAAUUUGAAGACACUGUGGUUUAGUCGUAUGCAAGAGUGGGAAGAGUGGGAAGAGUGGGAUUUUGGAAGCAAAGGAGAAAUCAUGCCAUGUCUUUCAUCCUUGGCAAUUGAUGAUUGUCCGAAGCUAAAGAAGUUGCCGAAUUAUAUUCUCCGAAAUACUACCCUGCAGCAAUUGAGUAUUUAUGAUUCAUCAGAUGCAUUGACUUCAAAUCUAUUAAAUGAGGACUAUAGGCCCCAUGUCUCUUGCAUUGCUAACAUGGAUGUGGAAGGGGAAAAAGUGGGCCACACAAAUCCAAUUGUGUGGCCUAGCCCAAGUUGGACAACUCCAUUGACCAACCUGAAGAAAAUAUUGAUCAUGGACUGCCACGUGGAACAUUUUCCUCCUUUGGGGAAAUUGCCUUCUCUAGAAUCACUCAUGGUGGCUUGGAUGUGGAAAGUAAAAAAGGUGGGAGUUGAAUUUUUGGGGAUAGAAAUGUCUUUGUCUACAUCUUCAUCAUCCGUUGUUGCCUUCCCCAAUUUGAAGACACUGAAGUUUGAUGAUAUGGAAGAGUGGGAAGAGUGGGAAGAGUGGGAUUAUGGAAGCAGAGGAGAAAUCAUGCCACGGUUGAGAAAAAAAAAAAAAAAAGAAGCUAUCUUCCGUCUUUUUGUAAUCUUCUCUUUUUUCAUGAUCUUGUAAUGUUUAUUUUAACAUAGUGGAUUUUCUUUUCGCCAUUGAAUGGCUAUGGAUGUUUCCCUUUUUUGGGGUUUUACCACGUUAAAAAUAUUGGUGUUCUAUUCCUUACUUUUAAAUAUUGCUUAGCUUAGAUAUAUACAAUUGAAUCUGAUUUAUAUAAUGACCAAAAGAGCUGCGAUCUUUAACAUAUGUAAUUAUGUAUUGCAUUUUACAUGUUGCAUUUUGUUGUCUCCAUGAUACCCACAAAGGACAAGGAAACAAACAGAGGCAAGGUAAAAUAGUAAAUCCCAUAGCCCUAGGUCUAUGUGCAUACAAGAAAAUUCAGUUACAAGCUGCCAAUCAGAAGAUAAGGAAAAUUCUAAAUAAUUAGAAUGUUUACUAGUCAGAAAAACAGAGUUACUAACCAAAACCACCAGCAUGAGGGAAUCAAUGAGCAGUAUCACCAGCAAGUAUUAUUUGAUUGUAGCAACAUACAAACUUUUCGGCAACUUCAACAUGUAUUACCCAUAGCUUUAUACUAAUAAUUCCAAGGCUGCUAAUAAAGAAAUAAAAUAAUUUUAAUGCU
Rubroshorea leprosula is the source of this 3802-nucleotide messenger RNA. The record is from the annotation of a GenBank genome assembly. NCBI's taxonomy places the organism in Eukaryota, Viridiplantae, Streptophyta, Magnoliopsida, Malvales, Dipterocarpaceae.